Messenger RNA from Anolis carolinensis (green anole), 2122 nucleotides. RefSeq names its product cholinergic receptor nicotinic alpha 9 subunit (gene chrna9). The transcript has 5 exons. Gene Ontology annotation, molecular function: transmembrane signaling receptor activity; acetylcholine-gated monoatomic cation-selective channel activity. The record is from RefSeq and is a predicted model, not a curated record. Gene Ontology annotation, cellular component: neuron projection; plasma membrane; synapse. Bases 386 to 1855 code for a protein of 489 amino acids. Lineage: Eukaryota; Metazoa; Chordata; Lepidosauria; Squamata; Anolidae. Gene Ontology annotation, biological process: signal transduction; chemical synaptic transmission; monoatomic ion transmembrane transport.
UCACUUGCAAGGGAGUAUUAUUGGAAUGCAUUCUAGCUUGAUAGUUCUAUUUCCAGAGGGAGGAAACCUGAGCAUGGAGGGCUUGAAUGAAGCUGAGAAGAAUGGUUUCCUUAUUACAUCCCUUCACCUUUUUACUUGGCAAAGAAGUCUCAGGUUACCAGACUUGCAAAGGCUCAUAAAGAUGGAGAAAAGGGGUGGGUGACAACAGUUGGCACUCCAGAAGACAAGGCAGACUGGCUAAAGCUGGGAUAAGAACGAGUACAUAUAGCAGUUUCUUCUCUUUGCUGUUUUUAUUCAUUGUGGGUUGGCAAGACGAUGAUUAUUUUCCUCCACAGAGCAGUUUAAACUUGUUCCCACAAUACCCAGGAAAACACAUCUUGCUACAAUGAACACCAGCUUAGCCUUCUAUAUCUUCUGUCUCACCUGCAUUUUCACAAUCGGAAUACUUCAUGGUGCCGAUGCAGCACAAGGGAAGUAUGCCCAACAGCUUUUUAAUGAACUUUUCCAAGACUAUUCAAAUGCUCUCAGACCAGUGGAAGAUACAGAUUCAGUACUGAAUGUCACUCUUCAGAUCACACUUUCCCAAAUAAAAGAUAUGGAUGAGAGAAACCAAAUUUUGGCAGCUUACCUGUGGAUUCGACAAAGUUGGUAUGAUGCCUUUCUGAAAUGGGACAAAGACCAAUAUGAUGGGUUGGACUCUAUUCGGAUCCCCAGCAAUCUUGUAUGGAGACCAGACAUUGUCCUGUAUAACAAGGCUGAUGAUGACUUCUCUGAGCCAGUGAAUACAAACAUCGUUUUGAGAUAUGAUGGAAAAAUUACUUGGGACGCACCCGUUAUAACCAAAAGUUCAUGUGUAGUGGAUGUCUCUUACUUCCCUUUCGAUAGCCAACAGUGCAAUCUUACCUUUGGUUCUUGGACUUACAAUGGCAAUCAGGUAGAUAUAUUCAAUUCUUUAGACAGCGGUGACCUCUCCGACUUUAUAGAAGAUGUGGAAUGGGAGAUUCAUGGCAUGCCAGCUGUCAGGAAUGUGAUAACCUAUGGCUGCUGCUCAGAGCCUUAUCCAGAUGUUACAUUCACCCUGAUUUUGAAAAGGAAGUCAUCUUUCUACAUUUUCAACCUGUUGCUCCCUUGCCUGCUGAUCUCUUUUCUGGCUCCAUUGGGAUUCUACCUUCCAGCGGACUCUGGAGAAAAAGUAUCUCUCGGAGUCACUGUUCUGCUGGCCCUCACCGUGUUUCAGCUUAUGGUUGCCGAAAGCAUGCCUCCUUCUGAAAAUGUACCUUUGAUCGGUAAAUACUACAUCGCCACUAUGACAAUGAUCACAGCCUCCACAGCACUGACAAUCAUCAUCAUGAAUAUUCAUUACUGCGGAUCAGGAGCCAAACCUGUCCCACACUGGGCGAGGGUCGUGAUUUUAGACUACAUGUCCAAGAUCUUUUUUGUUUAUGAUGUUGGUGAAAAUUGCACAAGUUCACAGCAUGCAAAAGGACAAGACCUAAUCUUGAAAAAACCCAAUACGUCCCCCAAAGAGCCAGUACAAUACGAAAGGAAAAGUCAACCAUUGGCUAAUAUCAGGAACCAUGACAGCACCCUGAAAAAGAAGUUCCCAGAAGACGUAAGCAACGGCUAUGACGUCCAAGGGGAAAAUAGUCGGGAUAUUGUGAGCUGCUGCUCCUGUUACCGGAUACUGAUUAAGAAUAUUGAAUAUAUUGCGAACUGUGUGAGACGCCAGAAAGCCAACCAUGCAAAAGGGGUAGAGUGGAAAAAGGUAGCCAAAGUGAUGGACCGUUUCUUCAUGUGGAUUUUUUUUAUUAUGGUGUUUUUCAUGAGCAUUUUGGUUAUGGGCAAAGCUCUUUAAUGGGCAAUAUAUAUUUGGGCUCUAGCUGGACCACCAGAAGUUUUACUGCAAACUUUAGCAAAAGUUUGGAAAAAUUACUUUUUGGGAAAGAUUACAGAAUCCCUAAUCAAUUUAGCCAGUGUGGCCAGAGUAUUCCUGGACCUAUAUGUUCAAAAAAUAGAAUUUAUUUAUUUUUCUCUUUGGAAUUAUAACGGUAUUUCUUUUUUAAAAAACUGAUCUUUGAAAUGUGUAUUUCAAUUCUUCUCAAUAAAUUAUGCUUUUGUUAGG